AUGGAAGUAUUUAACGAAGUGGAACGACGUUUUAUGGAACAAUAUGGCGAACUGAAAGAAAAUGAUUUGGUACAGAUAAUGAUGGCUGGUGUUCGUCAAGAUUGUAGUGGAAAAGGCCUUGGCACAAAACUUCACCAGAUUCUGCUUGCUCUUUGUGGCCAACGUGGAUUUAAACAUGCAAUUGUUGAACCGGCGAAUCCAGCUACAUACCAUAUGUACACAAAGAAACUGAAUGGAAAAGAGUUUACAUCAGUCUAUUUGCCAACGUUUGUGACAAGUGAUGGUCGAAGAUCAUUUGAACAUUGUGAUUUAGCGAUACAAUUGAUUGUUUUUGAUCUACAGUAG
Molecule: messenger RNA, 345 nt
Organism: Rotaria sordida
Lineage: Eukaryota; Metazoa; Rotifera; Eurotatoria; Philodinida; Philodinidae
Source: the annotation of a GenBank genome assembly